AGCCGGUGGCGGUGCUGCUGCUCCGCUCCAAGCAGGCGGCGGCGGUCGAGGAGGCGCUGGCGGCGUUGGCGCUGGAGCUGCCGCGCGGUGUUGCGCGCCCGUCGCUCUCUCCGGCGACGCAGCUCCGGUUGCGCAUCGUCUCCGUCAGCACCAACGAGCGCUUCGCCGCGCUGCACCAAACGCGGUGGUUCUCGUCGCCCGUGCGAGGGAGAGAGCGCGUCUGGGUGCGGCUGAGCGCGCGGCUACACGAGGCGCUCUCGCCGCACGACCGCCGCACGGUCUUCUCGCCCGACUCGGCGGCGCAGCUGCUCGAGAUGGUGUCGCUGCGAGACUCGGACCACCUCGGCCGCAUCCUCGGGCAGCUGGACAAGGCCGGCUUCGACACCUCCGUCCUGAAGGUGAACGCGCAGGAGCUCCCCCUCGUCCGCACGCCCGAGGAGGACGCGGAGCGAGGCAAGCAGCUGCUGCUGCUGCUCUCCCUGCGCGACGAGACGCUGGAGGCGGAGACGAAGCGGAUGCGCAAGCACCGGUUCGAGCGUGAGGGCGACCCUUCCCUCCUCAAGGACUACCAGACAGAGCCGCCCACCGCCGCCGAGGCCGUGCAAAUCAUCGACCGCUUGUUGCGUCUGCCGCAGCGCUACGGCGGCGCAGAGCUGCGCUACCCGCAUGACGCGCGCUACGACGGGCUGGGCGCCGAGGGCAGCCACCCGUCCCCCUCGUGGCGGGUCGGCGGCGUGGAGCUGUUUGAGGCGGCCUACCCCGUGCACGACAUCGACUUCAACCGGCGGCUCGAGCGCUCGUUGGCGUGGGACAACCUCUGGCUGUCGGACGCUCAGCUCGCGUCGCUGAGGUCGCAUCGCCGGCGAGGAGAUUGAGAAGAUUGCUCACAGUGUCAGAGUGCACAGCCAGUACCAGGUCGCACUACGGCGAGGAGAUGUCUAGGAAGUGUCUAGGAAGUGUCUAGGAAAUGUCUAGGUCGCACUACGGCGAGGAGAUCGCCUUCUACUUCGCGUUCAUGGACCUCUCCAACCGCGCGCUGCUGCCCAUCGCACUCCUCGGGCCUCUCGUCUUCGCCGUCCGCUUCCUCGCCCGCCAGUACGGCUCCCCUGUCUACGCGGCGCUCCUCCCCUUCUACGCCGCCGCCAUCGUGCUCUGGGGCUCGUACUUCCUGAUGCUCUGGCAGCGGCGUCGCGCCGAGCUGCAGGUGGCGUGGGGCGUCAAGCACUUUGAGCCGCGCUCGUUCGAGCGGCCGCAGUUCCAGUGCUGGCACAACAAGUCGACGGGAGAGCAGCGGUACUACCCGGAGUGGCGCCGGCUGGCGAAGCGCGCGCUCUCGCUGCUCGUCACGCUGCUACAGACGGCCUUCCUCGUCUUCCUGACGCUGCUCAUCUACCUCCACUACGUCAACGCCUUCGAGUACUACUCCGGCCUCAAGAAGACGCUGAUCGCCUCGGCCCUCAACGGCCUCAUGUACGGCUCUAUCAUCAUGGGCCUCGAGCUGCUCCUCUUCGGCGCAAUCUCGCGCAACCUCACCGAGUUCGAGAACUACCGCACGCAAUCCGAGUUCGAGUCGGCCUAUAUCUUCAAGAUGUUCUUCUUCGUCUGGGUCGAGAUGUAGCCGAGAUGUAGCCGAGAUGGAGCCGAGAUACAUCUUCGAAAUGUUCUUCGUCUGGGUGCCGGCCACCUCUGGCACUGAUUCAUAAAUAAUGCGGAGUCAUGAUGCAUGACGGAUCAUCGCUAGAUGACGACCUCUGGUACUGGUUAGUAACUAACGAAUAGGUCGACGGCUACCUCUGGUACUGGAUCCUCGGCUUCAUCCACAUCCCGGUCGUGCGGCAGCACUCCGACGCGGACGGCGUCAUCG
This is a messenger RNA of Emiliania huxleyi CCMP1516, 1864 nucleotides long. RefSeq lists its product as hypothetical. The transcript is spliced from 14 exons. Bases 968 to 1618 code for a protein of 216 amino acids. The record is from RefSeq and is a predicted model, not a curated record. Gene Ontology annotation, molecular function: chloride channel activity. Gene Ontology annotation, biological process: chloride transmembrane transport. NCBI's taxonomy places the organism in Eukaryota, Haptophyta, Isochrysidales, Noelaerhabdaceae.